AUGCUAACCCGGGUGCUUUUCCUCUCACUCAGCAAAGCCAAAGAGCUGAAGGAUCGCCACCGAGACUUCCCAGACGUGCUGUCAGGGGCGUAUAUCAUUGAAGUAAUUCCUGAUACCCCAGCAGAAGCUGGUGGACUCAAGGAAAAUGAUGUCAUAAUCAGCAUCAAUGGACUGUCAGUGGUCUCUGCCAAUGACAUCAGCAACGUCAUUAAAAAGGAAAGCACCCUGAACAUGGCUGUCCCCAGGGGCAAUGAAGACAUUAUGAUUACGGUGAUUCCUGAAGAAAUCGACCUGUAG
Diceros bicornis minor is the source of this 297-nucleotide messenger RNA. Its product is annotated as serine protease HTRA1-like. Gene Ontology annotation, molecular function: protein binding. The record is from RefSeq and is a predicted model, not a curated record. NCBI's taxonomy places the organism in Eukaryota, Metazoa, Chordata, Mammalia, Perissodactyla, Rhinocerotidae. The coding region runs from base 1 to 297 and encodes 98 amino acids. Gene Ontology annotation, biological process: positive regulation of apoptotic process; programmed cell death. The transcript has 2 exons.